Molecule: messenger RNA, 2334 nt
Organism: Puntigrus tetrazona (Sumatra barb)
Lineage: Eukaryota; Metazoa; Chordata; Actinopteri; Cypriniformes; Cyprinidae
Gene: smg9
Product: SMG9 nonsense mediated mRNA decay factor
Exons: 13
Coding region: 372-1886 (504 amino acids)
Biological process (GO): nuclear-transcribed mRNA catabolic process, nonsense-mediated decay
Source: RefSeq, a predicted model, not a curated record
CCUCUUUUCGGGUUCGUACCGUUUGGUUCAUAGAGCAGUCUGGUACCUGAUGAGGGAUACUCGCUGACAUAUAUUUAAAUAUUACGACAUUACAAAAAGAAAGUCCGCUACUUUGCUGCGUAGAUACAGCAUGUAAGUCGACAUAGUACUUAAACUAAAACGGUUCAUUCAUUCAUUAAUAGUUUGGCUGUCGACAGGCCAAUACUAGUCAUGAUUAUGUUUUGAUAUGUAGCGUUAAUAUAACGACUUUAAUAAACGCUGUAAAACGCUAGGAUGGUAAAUACUCGCUUUGAACGUCAAAACCCUGCCCUAAAAGUGUAAAAGUAUAGAGUAAGAAGUCCAGCACUCGGUAACGUUAUCUAGCAUCGGUCAUGUCGGAGUCGGGUCACAGUCAGCCCGGGAUGUACGGACAGGGAAGGAGGAGGAGGCGACGGAGAGACCGAGACCCAGGACCACCGGCUCAAAACCUCUCCGGACCCAGUCGAGAUCGAGACUAUGUUCCCCGUGAGCGCAGGGAUGGCAGCGAGGAACCCACAGGACCUCUUCUACAGAAGACUCCCAUUAUUCUUGCCAAACCUCCUGGAGAGCGAUCCAAACCAAGCGUUCCAGCGAGUGGAGCCCCAUCUUUGGAAAAGCCGAUCAUGCUCAUUAAAACCAGAGAUGAAGGGGGGAAACCUGGGAACCCUCCUGAUGUGGCUCCUUCGGUCUCGGGUGCAGGAACUGCCAAACUGGAGAGAGAAGGCCAGCGGCCGACCCAACCGGUGUAUCAGAUCCAGAACAGAGGCAUGGGCUCGGCUGCAUCCGGUGGAGCAGUGGAUCCUGUGAUUGGCCAGACUAAGCUCCUCCCCCCUGAGAAGAUGAAGCACAGCAUCAAGCUGGUGGAUGACCAGAUGAAUUGGUGUGACAGCGCUAUGGAGUAUCUGCGAGACCAGACGGAUAUGUUAGUAGUGGGAGUUAUUGGGCUGCAAGGCACAGGCAAGUCCACGAUCAUGUCUCUCCUGUCUGCAAACAGUCCUGAGGAAGACCAGAGGGCAUAUGUGUUCAGAGCUCAGACACAGGAGAUCAAGGAGAGAGCUGGGAACCAGAGCAGUGGAAUCGAUUUCUACAUCACUCAGGAGAGGGUCAUCUUUCUGGACACGCAGCCAAUUUUAAGCCCAUCUAUUUUGGAUCAUCUCAUUAAUAAUGAUCGCAAACUUCCGCCGGAAUACAAUCUCCCACAUACGUAUGUGGAGAUGCAGUCUCUGCAGAUCACUGCCUUUCUCUUCACCGUAUGCCAUGUUGUGAUUGUGAUUCAGGACUGGUUCUCUGAUAUCAACUUAUAUAGGUUUCUGCAGACUGCUGAGAUGCUGAAACCCUCGACUCCAUCGGCCAGUCACGACAGCACCGGCUCCUCGGGGGCAGAUGAUGGCUCUGAGUAUUAUCCUCACAUAGUUUUUUUGCAGAACAAAGCAAGGAGGGAGGAGUUCUGUCCACGAAACCUGAAGAAGAUGCAUAUGGCUGUUGACAAGCUUAUGGCCCAUUCCCACCUAAAAUAUAAAGGCACCUUAUCCAUGCUGGAUUGUAACAUAUUCCCAGGAUUUAAUCGAGAUUACCUGGAGACAGAAGUCAAUCUUUUCCUCUUACCUAUGAUGGAGAAUGAUGGGGAAGAUGCUCUGACAAGAGCAGGUUCAGGUCCCCCUCUUUUCUCUCUGCUGCCUGGUUACAGAGGUCAUCCCAGCUUUUCUUCACUGGUUUCUAAAUUCCGAAGUCAGAUCCUGGCUAUGUCCCGCAGUCAGCUCUCUCACACAAUCCUCACUGAGAAAAACUGGUUUCAUUAUGCAGCUAGAAUUUGGGAUGGUGUUAAGAAGUCAUCUGCGCUCUCUGAAUAUAGCCGACUGUUGUCAUAGAAAAGAUGUUCUCACAGGACGUGUGGGUUCGUUGUUAAAGAGGACUGGGCUCCCGCUCAGAUGAUUUCUGACAAAAGGCAGUUCCCAAAGAGAAGAUUGGGCCACAGGAAUGCAGUAGCACUGAGUGAGGUUUAACCAUCUUCUUCUGAGGUCUGGUUUACAGCAGCGGAGUGCUUCGUGGUUUGGGAGUUGUGCAUGAGCAGGUGGUGCCUGCUAGGGUCCAUCCAGUCAUGUGUUAAACUCAUUGUUAUUACAAAGGAUAAAAUGCAAACAUUCGGUGAUGUAAACAUUUUCUUUCUACAGCAAAAAUGUGCAGAAGUCUUUAAUUUUCAUAUUUUAUUCGGCUUAUGUAAAUAAAAUGGGUUUGAACAAAAACUUUGUAACCUAGAGGCAGUUACACAAAGUGUUUAAUGAAAUUCAAGAAUAAUAAAAACAUGUCCCAUCUUUA